This is a messenger RNA of Vombatus ursinus (common wombat), 4338 nucleotides long. It is a transcript of the gene ASAP3, whose product is annotated as ArfGAP with SH3 domain, ankyrin repeat and PH domain 3. NCBI's taxonomy places the organism in Eukaryota, Metazoa, Chordata, Mammalia, Diprotodontia, Vombatidae. The record is from RefSeq and is a predicted model, not a curated record. The coding region runs from base 1 to 2907 and encodes 968 amino acids. Gene Ontology annotation, biological process: cell migration; positive regulation of GTPase activity. Gene Ontology annotation, molecular function: protein binding; GTPase activator activity. Gene Ontology annotation, cellular component: cytoplasm; focal adhesion. The transcript has 26 exons.
AUGCCCGAGCAGCUCAGCGUCGCCGAGUUCCUGGCGGUCACCGCGGACGACCUCAGCUCCCAGGGCGGCCCCGCCGCGCUUGCCUUCGCCGCCAAGAUACCCCGAUGCCGGGGGGCGGUGCUGGCACGGGAGGAGACCCUCGAAGGGGACCAGGCCAUCCUGCAGCGAAUAAAGAAAUCAGUCCGGACGAUUCAUAGCUCUGGCCUCGCCCACGUGGAGAAUGAGGAACAGUACAGCGAGGCCCUGGAGACCUUUGGCAACAGCCACCUCUCCCAGAACAACCAUGAGCUAUCCACAGGCUUCCUGAACCUGGCUGUGUUCACCCGGGAGAUGGCUGCCCUCUUCAAAAACCUGGUGCAGAACCUGAAUAACAUUGUGUCUUUCCCCCUGGACAGCCUGCUGAAGGGGCAGCUGAGGGAUGGCCGACAGGAUUCCAGGAAGCAGGUGGAGAAGGCGUGGAAAGACUACGAAGCCAAAAUGGCCAGGCUGGAGAAGGAGAAGGAGAGGUCCAAAAUGCCUGGAGGGAGUCCUGGAGAGGCAACUCAGGACACCCAGAGAGAGCGCCGGGUCUUCCAGCUGCACAUGUGUGAGUACCUGCUAAAAGCUAGCGAGAGCCAGAUGAAACAAGGUCCUGACUUCCUGCAGAGCCUCAUUAAAUUCUUCCACGCCCAGCACAACUUUUUCCAAGAUGGCUGGAAGGCAGCUCAAAGCCUGUCUCCCUUCAUAGAGAAAUUGGCAACCUCAGUGCAUUCGCUGCACCAGGCCCAUGAGGAGGACAUUCAGAAGCUCACACAGAUCCGGGACUCUCUCCGGGGUGCCCUGCAGCUGGAGAGCAGAGAGCAGGAAAACUCAAGUCGGAAGAACUCUGGGAGUGGCUACAGCAUUCACCAGCACCAAGGGAAUAAGCAGUUUGGCACAGAGAAGUCGGGCUUUCUGUACAAGAAAAGUGAUGGAAUUCGGAGAGUUUGGCAGAAGAGGAAGUGCGGAGUCAAGUACGGUUGCCUGACCAUCUCUCACAGCAUGAUAAAUCGGCCACCGGUGAAGCUGACCUUGCUGACCUGCCAAGUGAGGCCAAGCAUGGAGGAGAAGAAGUGUUUUGACCUAGUGACCCAUAACCGGACGUACCACUUUCAGGCUGAGGAUGAGCAUGAAUGUGAGGCGUGGGUGUCCGUGUUACAGAACAGCAAAGAUGAGGCCCUGAGCAGUGCCUUCCAUGGGGAGUCAGGAGGUGGACUUCAAGGGAGCCCCGUGGGGGCCGGGCUGGAUGGGGACCUUCGGGACCUCACCAGGCUGGUCAUUGCUGAGAUCAAAAGCAGGCCUGGAAAUGGUCAGUGCUGUGACUGUGGAGCAGCAGACCCCACAUGGCUUAGUACCAACCUGGGCGUCCUGACCUGCAUCCAGUGCUCAGGAGUCCACCGGGAGCUGGGCGUGCGCUUUUCCCGCAUCCAGUCACUCACGCUGGAUGUGUUGGGCCCCCCAGAGUUGUUGCUGGCUGUUGGCAUUGGAAAUAUGCAGUUCAAUGAUAUUAUGGAAGCCCAGCUCACUUUGAAUGGUGCCACCAAACCAUCCAGUGAGAGUGAUAUGAGCACCCGAAGAAACUACAUUGUUGCCAAGUACGUGGAACACAGGUUUGCUCGCCGAGGCGGGUGUGAGCCCCACAGACUUUGGACAGCAAUCUGCAACCAGGACCUCCCAGCUGUACUAGAAGCAUUUGCCAAUGGCCUGGACUUUGGGCAGCCACUACCUCGGCCAGAUGGGCAGACUUCAGGAGAACUGCCCCUGCACUUGGCCAUUCGCCUUGCCAACCAGACCUCCCUGCCCCUGGUGGAUUUCAUCAUCCAGAAUGGAGGCCACGUGGAUGCCAAGGCCCCGGACGGGAACACGGCUCUGCACCUCGGGGCCCUGCACAACCAGCUGGACUGCCUCAAGCUGCUGCUCAAAGGGAGAGCCACCGUGGGCACAGUGAAUGAUGCCGGUGAUACUGCCUUAGAAGUGGCCCGGAAGAACAGACACAAGGAGUGUGAGGACCUGCUGGAACAGGCCCAGGCUGGGACCCUCAUCCUUCCAUUCCACUUAGACUAUCCCUGGGGGGUUUCCGUGGACCCUGGAUCUGAGAGUGAGGAGGAGGAGGAAGAUAAGCGCUACCCCAUCAAGCUUCCAGUCCCCGCUAGGCCCCGAUGGGGCUGUACAGGUCUGGACAUAAGCAACAAGACCUAUGAGACCAUCGUCAGCCUGGGCCCCACUCAGGCCAGCAACAGAAGAAGCCACACAGAAGAACUCCCUCCCCCUCUCCCUGUCAAAAGCCCUUCCCGGGCCUCUUCCCAAGGUUGGGUAGGACAUGGAAGUGGAGAUGGCCCAGAAGUUCUCAGCCCAGGCUCAGAGCCCCCUGGGCCCCUGGAGUCUCCACCUGUGUUCAGUCUGUCCACCUCCAGCAUCUCCAGCCCCACAGAAAGCAUUCUGGCACGGCCAACCAGCUGUAGCUCCUCAGGUCCCCGAGUCCCAGGCCAGACAGAGGCCUGCUCGGAGGAAAGCCUCUGGGAGCCCUCAGGGGCCACCUCUCCUGAGCACCUUCCCCCAGUCAGGUUCAGCUCAGAGAGUACUCGGUCCUAUCGCCGAAGCAGCCGAGGCCUGGAAGACCCCCCCGCAGUCAGGCAGCUGCCCCCCGGGCCUGUGGCCAGAAGAGCUGUGUCGAUCCCCCUUCCCAGCCAGCCCCAGGGGAAAUCAAAAAGAACCACAUCCCUGACAGACAGCCGGAUUGAGGACAUCCGAUCACCUCCCACCUUCUCUCAGGCGGAAGUGAGCAUGGCUCCAUAUGCCGAGGAGCAGAGCUGGGAUGGCGUCCCUGAAGUUGAAGGCUCCAAAGCUGGACUCCUCUUGGCCAGUUCUGUGAAACUUUCACAAGACUGACCCCACCCCCCAGUACCCUGCCCUGUCUGGGCUUGGGCCAUUCCCAUCGAAGCAGAUCGUUAGCUGGCACUUGGAUCUGUGGUGAGCUCAGAGGAUCAGGGAUCCAGGGGCUUGCUUGAUCAUGACUUCCUCCUGCAGACCACCUCCUGGCACAGGACUCGCUCAAAUUUGGGGUCAUUCCGACACAGUGGCAAUUGGGGAGGGGACACUGGGAAGGUCGGUGGUCGACUUUCCAGCUGUGUCCAGGACCGCCCCUGUUCUUGGGUCACUAUUUCUGAUUCCACAUUGUCACCAGUGUGACAAUGCCAGUCGAGAAGCUAGUCUUGGCUGUUUUUCUUUGCUCAGCAUCGUAUAGGACUUGGAACUCGCCAUGCCAGACGCUCACCUAACGGACUGAAAAUUGAUUCUCUACCCCUACCCCCUUCCCCCAAGACAAGGACUAUAUCUACCCCAUCCAAUAUGGGGGGGGGGGGGUGCUCCUCUAAGGGCCAGGCUAUCUUUUCCCUAUCAUUUAUUCAUUUAACAAACAUUUCCUGACCCCUUUCUUUGUGUUGGACCUUACACAGAGGAAUCAGUGUCUGCCCUCAAGUUUACCUAGGAAAGCUUAUGGUGUCCAGAAGCCAGGGAUUGUGUGUCUUCCAUGAGGCCAAAGGAAGAAGCCUCUGGGCUCAGAGAUUAUUCAGGCUGGGCUAUCUCUGGAGCUGGUCCUUGAACCCUGGCCAUGGGACAGUGAAGGUGAAGGAGAGAGAAAGGGGGCAGGGUUGGGGUUACUAGACAGGAAGGUUAACCCAGGGUUGGGUAAGUAAAGCCAGGGUUCUGUCCCCCUCCAUAGAAAAUAGGAAGAUGUUUUCCCCAGUGCUCAGGUCAGGGAAAGGAAGAAAGGGGAAAGGGAAAGUAGGGACAUGUGGGUAACCCUUCCCUGUCUACCAUCUAUCCCCUCCAGCCAGUUCUGAUUUCACCAGCUCAGAGGAGUUCUCUUGCCCAGGAGGAGGAAGGAAAGGGAAGGGAUAUUUGUAGGUUUAUGUGACCCUGGGGGUAGUGAGGCAAGACAUUAAGGAGCAUCUUGGCAGGGUAUUGCGCCACCAAAAAUGCUCUCUCCCCAUGGUCUGUCCCAGAGCCCAAUAUUCUACCAUGAGAAAUCCUUUAGGAGCUUAAAGGCUUACCUAUCUCCCGGAGUUCUCAGGGAACAUUUAGAUUCUCCUGAAAGGGGAAACAAAAGAUAGGAGGGGACCCUGAUGGGGCGGCACCCAGCUGUUAGAAGAGCAUGGAUGAUAUGUGGGGCCCUGGGUCAUUGUACCAGUUUCCCUUGCAGACAUGACUGGCUCCGUGGUUCUGGGAGGCAUUAUGGGGGCACUCUCUUACAUUGUUCAUCUCAGACUUUUUGUGUCACCGAUUUUGAAUAAAGGAUUUAUUAUUGUUAUUUUUAAUAAA